CAGCUCACAGGGGCUGGCACGAUUACAAACACUUGUUACGACCCUUGGCAUAGAUACAUGAACGGGCAGACUUGGCCGUGAAGUGGAUUGGGCAAGAGAUCAGUGACAGCCCUUUUAAUAAGGACGGACAUCACGCCAAGCCUUAUAAGACAAUGUGGAGGAGAAGGAGAGGAGUCAGAGACUACAGCAGAGGCCCGACAGAAAGAUCAUCUGAAACGCGAAAUACAUCGUCAUGAGAUAUCGGGAGGAGAAACAGGCCAAAGCGCCCUCUUCAUUCAAAAUACAGCAAUGCAGCCUCAGCACAGUUCGAGGGCUGUGGAGGCGCCCCUUCAGGCCUUUACCGCUGCUGGUGGUCACUGGAGGAGGUUACUAUGGUUACCAGCACUACAAGGGUAAACAGGAAGUAGAGGGAGCACCCCCUGUUUUGGCCACGCCCACUCAGGUGGCACUGUACCGAUCGUUUCCCACUCGGGUUAUUUCUCGAGUUUGGGGUAAGAUCAACGCGGUGGACUUGCCAACAUUUUUACGAAAGCCGAUCUAUUCACUUUAUAUCUGGACCUUUGGAGUCAACAUGCAGGAGGCAGCAGUGGAGGACUUACAUUUUUACAAGAAUCUGGGAGAGUUUUUCAGGCGAAGACUUAAACCUGCUGCUAGACCUGUCUCCUCCUCCUGCCUGACCUCUCCAGCAGACGGUAGAGUGCUUCACUUCGGUUCUGUGAAAAAUUCAGAGGUGGAGCAGGUCAAAGGCGUCACCUACAGUUUGGAGCAUUUUCUGGGGCCACACAAAGGAAACGGCCAAGGUGAAAGCUUUAGGGACCGCCUUCUCUCUCAUCCAGACAAUGACCUGUAUCAUGUGGUCAUUUACCUGGCUCCAGGAGAUUACCACUGUUUCCACUCUCCGGUUGACUGGACGGUGAAGCUGAGGAGACACUUCCCAGGUUCCCUGAUGUCUGUGAGUCCUGGAGUGGCUCAUUGGGUUAAAGAACUCUUCUGUUUAAACGAACGUGUGGCUCUGACUGGCCAGUGGAAACACGGCUUCUUCUCUCUCACCGCUGUCGGGGCAACCAACGUGGGCUCAAUACGCAUCUACUUUGACCAGGAACUCCAAACAAACACCCCUAAAUACAGAAAAGGCUCCUGCCAUGAACGUAGUUACCAGGGAGAAGAGUCUUCUGCAGAUGGAGUGACGUUACAGAAAGGGGCACCCCUGGGAGAGUUUAACCUGGGAUCCACAGUUGUUUUAGUUUUCGAAGCUCCGAAAGACUUCAACUUCGAUUUGAAAGCAGGACAGAAAAUCAGAGUGGGAGAGGGGCUAGGUCUCCUCUCCUAAAACAUACAGUGCUUUCAAGUGCGGGUGGGUUUUGGAGAUUUUGGAGUUUUGGACAUGAACACAGCCACUGAAGAUGUUUGCCAAAACUGGAUAAAUGGGUUAUUAAAGCAGCUUUGUGUUGGGAUCACUUAAAAUGUAUUUACAUUUUACAACUUAAUAAUGUAACUUAUUACAUUUACAUACUUUUACAUAUUUCUGUUUAAAGGUGCAUUGUGUAACUUUUUGGUUGGGGUCCAUUAUGGAUAUCUAUGGAUAUGUCAUUGCUCUGCCUGGAAUGUCCCACAGUAUGACAUUAAACAACUCUUCUUUACAUUUAUUCAAGUACAGGUGGUUUUAUAGUUCAAAAAUAGCUAGAAAAACAGACAUUCUGUCUGUGAGCAGGGUUGCCUCUCCACAGAUCUGACCUGGUUUGGUCUCCAUGAAGAUAGAAAGGUUUAAUGCCAUACUGUGAAACAUUUCAGCUAAAGCAAUAGCAUCUCCAUGAAGAAAAGCACCAGAGAAGUUACACAAUGCCCCUUUGAAAACAUUAGCCACAAAUGUAUAAGGGCAUUUAAGUAGUGCACUGCAAACUGCACUGUAAAACAUCAAAUUUUGGGCACAAAGUGGAAUGACUUUGUAUGUGUGGGAAGCUUGGUUUGUUUACCAGGGCAGCUAAAGGAUCAAAUACAUGGCCUUUUUCCUAUGCCAGAGCCAGUUUUAGUGCACAAUACAUGUGAAUGUCAUAGUAUUAAAUUAAGUGGUUCUCAACACAGGUACCACUUCAAAUGUAUGGCCUCUUUGUAUUAUAUGCAGUUCAACACCCGGUUUAGCUUAAUUAGUCACUACUUAGUCCUAGUGUGGACUGGUUUACACAGAUUUGUUUUGCUCUAUACGCUUAAAUAUGAGGCCAUAUAUUGUCCCUAAGGGGUUGACUGGGUUUAACUUAUUCAUAUUAGUUUAUUAAUGGCUGUACAAAGAAAAACUUAUGCUUUUUGAAGUGGUACUUGGCCUAACUCAACCAAAAGUCUACUAGCUUAUCCACUAUCUAUCAUCAUGUUACAACAGUCACUGUAUGACUGCUACCACUAACAGCUUUUGAAGUUGCCUGUAAUAAUGUACAUGGUAUGAAUGGCUAUUAGUGCUAUUACUGCUUAUAACCUCUCCUGCUGCCUUUAUUGCACUAAAAUACAUAUUUUGUAUUGUUUCUAAAAAGUGUUUUUCUUAUGACCUUUAUUAUCAGCUGUGUCUAAAAACUAAAUCUAUAUAUAAACCUCCUGAUUAUGUUUGUAAAUGGUUCUAAAACUAUUGGCAAUGGUAAAAUGACUAAAUAUUUCUUUCCUUCCUUAUAUUUUCCAUGUUGUAAAUUAUUUAACUUUUUCUUAAACCCAUAUAGGGUUUUGUAAUUUUUCUGUUAAUGAAAAUCCUGCCCUGAUACUAAUCCAGAUUGAUUUAUAAAUCCAUCCAUUUUGUUAAUAUUUUGUAUGAUUGUAAUCAUAAUAAAAAUAUUUUUAUAUUCA
Boleophthalmus pectinirostris (great blue-spotted mudskipper) is the source of this 2826-nucleotide messenger RNA. It is a transcript of the gene pisd, whose product is annotated as phosphatidylserine decarboxylase. Gene Ontology annotation, molecular function: phosphatidylserine decarboxylase activity. The transcript has 9 exons. Gene Ontology annotation, biological process: phosphatidylethanolamine biosynthetic process. The record is from RefSeq and is a predicted model, not a curated record. NCBI's taxonomy places the organism in Eukaryota, Metazoa, Chordata, Actinopteri, Gobiiformes, Gobiidae. The coding region runs from base 233 to 1330 and encodes 365 amino acids. Gene Ontology annotation, cellular component: mitochondrion.